Oncorhynchus gorbuscha (pink salmon) is the source of this 2765-nucleotide messenger RNA. RefSeq names its product tetraspanin-15-like. Gene Ontology annotation, cellular component: membrane. The record is from RefSeq and is a predicted model, not a curated record. The transcript has 8 exons. Bases 314 to 1408 code for a protein of 364 amino acids. NCBI's taxonomy places the organism in Eukaryota, Metazoa, Chordata, Actinopteri, Salmoniformes, Salmonidae.
AUUAUGUGGCCAAAUCAGAGCGUGCACGGAAGUUAUUGUUUGUGGGAAUAGAGGGGGAUUUGUGUGUGUGAGACAAAAUUUAACGCGAGUAGCUAUUUGAGAUCAAUUAAAGCGUUCACGUCCUCGUGCAAAAUUGAGACGUUUUGAAAAUUAAAUCCGAUAAUAUAGCUAGCUAAUUUGCUGAAAUAGCUAAUCAGUGUUGUUGAUAUUCUUCUACUAGCAUAGCUAGCUAGCUAGCUAGCUAGCUAACGUUACUGUCUUGGCUAGCUAGCUAGCUUCUUCAGCUACCAAGCUUCUUCAGCUACCAAGCAGUAUGCCUUCAUACAAAGAAGUGAGAAACAGCAACCGCUUCUAUUAUUUCAUCAAAUUCACCUUAAAUGUCUACUCAAUGCUCUUCUCGCUCCUGGGCCUGUGUGUGUUGUGCGUGGGGGUGUACGCGGAGGUGGAGCGUCAGAAGAACCGUACCCUGGAGGGGGUGUUCCUGGCCCCCGCUGUGGUGCUCAUCCUGCUGGGCCUGGUGAUGUUCACCGUCUCCCUGGUGGGCAUGGUGGGCUCCCUCAGGGACAACAAGACCCUGCUACACAUGUUUUUGUGUGUCCUGUGUGUGCUACUGUUCCUGCAGGCUGUGGCUCUCAUCGUUGCGCUCAUCUUUGAGAAAAAGACAUCAGCCCUGUUCCAGAGCAGUAUACGAGAGGGAAUUAAACACUAUUACGAUGACCUGGACUUCAAAAACAUCCUGGAUUUUGUGCAACAGAAGUUCUCUUGUUGUGGUGGGGACGACUACAAAGACUGGGGUGUCAAUCAAUACCAUUUCUGCAAUGGCACCGGGCCACUGGCCUGUGGCGUCCCUUAUACAUGCUGUGUCCCCCACAAGGUGGGAGAGGUUGUCAACACUCUUUGUGGUUACAAGACUCUCAGCCAACAGCGUGAGCUCCUGGAUGAGGUGAUCCAUGUGCGGGGCUGUAUCCAUGCUGUCAACCUGUGGAUGGGAGACAAUGUGGGAGCAACUAUUGGACUCUGCUGUGCUAUAGGGCUGCCACAGCUGAUGGGCAUCAUGCUGAGCUGUAUGUUCUGGAACCUUCUGGUGGAGAUGAGCGAGUCCAUGGACAUGGUGGACUUCAAGAUCCUCAAGAGGGCUGGCUUCGAGUACAGCGAGCUGGACCUGGCUGGUGCCGGCUGCUGCCUGUGUCUGCCCAGAGACGGAGGCUACCUCCCUCUGCCAGCCUUAGACCCCAUCUUGUCUGACCCUGACCUAAAGCCCAUCCCCAUCCGGGUCCAGCGGCCCCUGCCCGUCCAAGUCCAUAAGCCCCUGGCCCAAUCCCUCCAAGACCUCCAGCUAUCUGGGCUUAGACUGGAUGAGGUAGACAUUGGGCGUAAGCAGAAUAAGCAGAAAAGAAGGGAAUAUUGAUUUGUGAAUUUUCUCAGUUGUUUUGUUGUUGUGUUGGUCACUGUGUUUGUUGAAGGACAGGUUAGACCUGGGGUUCUAUUUGGUGGUCAGACCAAUCAAUGGUCAUUAACUGACAGGUUUACAGGUUAUAUUGGUCACGUUCCUAGUUGACUACAUUGCAGAUGCAUGCCAGAUCUCAAUUCCUGGAUAGGUGUUUAACGUAUCAGCUAACCGCACCAUAUGAUAUAGCAAUCUGAUUCCCGACUGUUCAGUCGAUGAUGUGGCACACAACAGUUGGUUGAUGCGAUGCAUGUAGUUGUCUGGAAAGCGACCAGAGGUAUGGCACUUUGACAAGGCAUUAUUGGCGUUUUUCCUGUUUUUAUAUAUUUUUUAUUUUGAAGUCCAAAUCUUUAAAAGAACAAGAUGCUGCAGUGGCUUUUAGACACCCCUUUAAGUGUGUCGUUUUCAAAACGGAACUUUCAAGUGGAGCUGCCGUCUCUGCAUUAUUUAAAUAUUUCUUAUAAUUUUGUUCCAGCUAUUUUUGGGGGUUUUUGAUUUUGAGCUUUGUCUCAAAUGCUGAAGUUAAAGCAUACCUCAGGCUGUAUUCAAAUGUAGCCCAGUAGUCAGAAGAAGAUUUACGUCAUGUAUAUUUACUAUACAGACUUUAUGAAAUGAUCAGUUUGAGAUGAUCAUUCUAGUCAGAGCAGAGGAAUAGCAAUAGUCAGUCUUGUGUCUUGCGUUGUGUUGCGUGUCUGUGAAGGAUGUGUAGCCUAAUGUUUCUUUUUUUAGUAUGAACUCUUUGAUUCCAUUUGUACCGGUAUGUAUGCUAUGAACUGCCUAUUCAGGAACAACGUGGGAAGCAUGUGUGUUUUGUAUUUUAAUGAAGUUUAAAAAACAAACUGUUUACAGCUCUUUUAGCGUCUCAUCAGGGGUUUUCAGUCUCUUCUCAAACAAUUUCCUCCAUAUUUAUUAUACUUUUAUAAUACAUUAUAAGGGAUAAAACAAAUCCAGUCCAAACAGGGGCGGACUGAGACCAGAAAUCGGCCCUGGCAUUUCUAACACACCUGCCCAUUUUUUUUAGUUGUGGCCCCCACACCAGCCCACUCCCCCCCCCCCCUUUGAGGUCCCCAUUGUUACCCAGAUAAUGAUCAUUUUGCUCAAAAAUAAAAAAGUUACACAGGCCCACUGGGCUAAAAAUGGACCAGCCCAUCUGCUAUUUGCCCAAAUAGCCAGAUGGCCUGUCCGCCCAUGAGUCCAAAUGAUAUCAAUCCAUGUUUAGCUAGGAUCUUUUUUCAUAUCUGAUUUAUUUUAGAUUCAUCUUAGCUCUGGUCUUGUAUAAACACUACUGUCAUUGUUAAUAAAGCCGUUUUGAACUUGA